CUUGUUUGGGUAACAUGUGGACUGCACAAUUUAACCCCACCUUUUUCCCUUUUGAAAACAUUAUAAAGUUUGCUUUUUUCUUUUUAUUCUCUCCCUCCUUCUUCUUUGGUCACCCUUUUUUUUAUUUAAUUUAUUCAUAUCAUGGUUGCAAACAAAGUAUACGUUAUCGGUGUUGGCAUGUCCAAAUUCAUCAAGCCUCGUGGUGAGGUUGAUUAUCCAGAAUUCGCUCUUGAAGCUGCAGUAAAAGCAUUAAACGAUGCCGGUGUGACUUAUGACGCUGUGGAAUAUGCUGCCGUCGGAUACGUGUAUGGCGACAGUACUGCCGGUCAACGUGUCUUGUAUCAACUCGGCAUGACACAAAUUCCUAUUAUUAAUGUCAAUAACAAUUGCUCCACCGGAUCAACUGCUCUUUAUCAAGCACGUAACGCUGUUGCCUCUGGACAGGUUGAAUGUGCUAUGGCUUUAGGUUUCGAAAGAAUGGCUAGAGGUUCUCUUACAUCGACCUUUGCAGACCGAACGAAUCCUCUCGAUCAUGUCAACAUUGUGAUGGCUUCCGAAGUUGGAUUUGACCCUAAAUCACCACCUGCAGCACAAAUUUUUGGUAACGCUGGUAUCGCUUACAUGGAAAAAUACGGAGCCACUUCUCGUCAUUUAGCACAAAUUGCUGAAAAGAACCAUCGUCAUAGCGCUUUAAAUCCUUAUUCUCAAUUCAGAGAUAUUUAUACGUUGGAACAAGUAGAACAAUCACCUAAAGUGUUUGGUCCCCUUACUAAACUUCAAUGCUGUCCUACCUCUGAUGGUGCAGGAUGCUCCAUUCUUGCUAGUGAAGCAUUUAUUUCAAAGCAUAACUUAUGGGAUGUUGCUGUCGAGAUUGUCUCUCAAGUCAUGGCAACUGAUUCUCCCCGUAUGUUGAGUACAGAUGCCAUUGAAUGGGCUGGUUGUGAUAUGACACGUCGUGCCGCUAUCGAAGCCUAUAAAAAAGCAGGGAUUACACCCAAUGAUGUUCAAGUGAUUGAACUCCAUGAUUGUUUCUCUGCCAAUGAGUUAUUGACCUAUGAUGGACUUGGUUUAACCAAACAAGGAGAGGCACAUACAUUGAUUGAUUCGGGAAAUAAUACUUAUGGCGGUAAAUAUGUGAUCAAUCCUUCAGGCGGAUUGAUCUCCAAAGGACAUCCCCUGGGUGCUACCGGACUUGCACAAUGCACAGAACUUGUUUGGCAAUUGCGUAACUGGACUGGAGAUCGUCAAGUGGCUAAUGCCACCUAUGCACUUCAACACAACGUUGGUUUAGGUGGAGCUGUUGUGAUUACUAUUUAUAAGAAGGCCAAUGGAAAUGCCACCCAGCCUCGUGUGGGAUAUAAUCCUGCGAUUGAAGCUCGAGGUAUCACACAAGAAGAAUAUGAAAAAGCUGCUUCAAAUAUUAAGCACAGGGCUUCCUUUUUGGAGGCUAAAUUAUAAGGCCCGGUUCUUUGCUCCCAGACGAACAAUAAACAAAUCACGUUACAUUUUACAAAAGAUAAAAAAUCUAUUUAUAUACAUCUAUCUAAGCUGGUGAUUAUUUCUCCUAUAAAAUGUGAUUGAAGGACGAUUUAAUGAAAAAGAUUAUUUCCAAAAUGGUGUUAGUUUACAAUUAAAAUAUAAAUAUAUUCCCUUUUUUAUAAAUAUUGCUUUUUCUCUCUC
Molecule: messenger RNA, 1680 nt
Organism: Mucor mucedo
Lineage: Eukaryota; Fungi; Mucoromycota; Mucoromycetes; Mucorales; Mucoraceae
Product: thiolase-like protein
Exons: 4
Coding region: 142-1458 (438 amino acids)
Molecular function (GO): acyltransferase activity, transferring groups other than amino-acyl groups
Source: RefSeq, a predicted model, not a curated record